Molecule: messenger RNA, 345 nt
Organism: Klebsormidium nitens
Lineage: Eukaryota; Viridiplantae; Streptophyta; Klebsormidiophyceae; Klebsormidiales; Klebsormidiaceae
Source: the annotation of a GenBank genome assembly
AUGGGGGUAGGAGUCCUGGUCAUAGCAGCGUUUGUUGUGCUGGCGUUUGCAAUGUGGUUCAUUGGAGAAAGGCUAGAGAUGGGAGGGCAAGGGUGCGCGGCAGGGCUUCUGCUCUUGGUCGUUGUGGUGAUCAUCUUAGCAGUGGCACCCAAAAAGUCGUCGAGGCACACCAACAGCGACGAGAUCAAGGGACACGACGAGACGAUCGUCCAGCGGGCCUUUUUGAUGAUCGCGAUGGUACUUGGCGUCCUGGGCUCUUUGUUAGGGCUGAUCGUGCAUCACGUCCAGCAACCAAAGUACUCCAGACCGUUGAGCAUGCGGCAAGAUAUCCUCCGUCAACGAUAG